AUGAUGAACCAGUUUGUAAUGGCAGUCAAUUUAGCCUCGCCUGCAGCGAAAAAGUCCACUUAUCCGGGAGCUGAUUCUGUUUAUAGACUUCAUCCAUCUGACCCCGUACAACGGUCGUGGUUUGUCUUUGAGUCCACCCUUGUAGUGCCUGAAUAUCUGGUCGAAUUUCAGUAUACUUACCACAACGAAAACGGAGGAGAAAUCACGCAGAGAAUAUCAGCCAGACAAAAGCGCAUGCUUUUCACAUCGGAGUGCGAAUCAGAUAAAGACAGAGGCUCUUGGAAAUGUAUACCUUUUACUGAUCCUAUACAAACAGUAGCAGCUAAGGGAUCUAGAACUGUAAAUCAUUCUCCACGACAUCAACGCAGUCGGAGGAUAAAACUUUCUGACAAAUCGAUUCUGCUAACAAACGACUUGAUUUUGAAAAAUCAUACUGUUCACGAUUUUUCUAAAGUUUUACAUCUCAACAUUCACAAUUACAACAUUGACGAGAUUGAUGCCUUGAAGAGUUUAGUACAUCUGAAAGUACUAGAAUUAUCGUGCAACAAAAUAUCCAGAAUGAAAGGACUAGAAGAAGAGCGUGUGGAUGAAAGUUAUGCUAAGCAAUUUUAUGUCAUCGCCAAUUCUUUUUCUGAAUGGAAGUUUACUUUUCCAACGAUUUUGGGUGGCCAUGAAGACCUCGCCAAAACUCGCGGCCAAACGCCAGGACAUAACCCCUGGCAGAUGCUAGAACCUAAAGUUCGAAUUCUUAACAGGGUAAAACACUUGCAUAAUGCUCAGGAACUUGAUCAGGAUGAAGCCUGGUUUGAUGAGAUUGAGGAGUUGCAUCUGGAAGAUCAAAAGCUUCGAAAGAUGGAGUCCUUUGGCAAGCUUCCAAAUCUCCGACGGCUUUUGCUGUCCAACAAUGACAUUUCCACCAUUGAAGACUUAGAAUCAUGCACAUUUUUAGAAGAGCUCAUUCUUGACAACAACCAUAUCGAACAGGGCUUGAGUGGGUUAAUAUGUCUGAUGGAGCUGUAUGCGGCAAACAAUCAAAUCUCUGACAUGCGUGAUCUCCUACAUAUACGGGAGCUUCCAAAGCUUAUGGUGCUAGAUGGAAGAAUUGUAACCAGCAGUGAAGUAGCACAAGCGCGGGAGAAACAUAUAGGUCGAUUAACGCGAGAAUCCUUAGAAGAACGUUUAGGACGAAGCUCUUUUAAUGGAGUAGAGGUGGUCGCCAAUGUUUCUGAGAACCUUGUUGUGCUUCGCAUUGAAAACAACAAUAUUGAGAAUGGCCGCUGUUUAGAUAUUUCGUUACCCGUUUUCCAUAGUUCUUCCACUUCUGUUGGCGAUCAACAAAUUAUAACCAGUUGCCACUCUCACGAAGUUACGAGCUACACAUACACUGGACUUGAAAACGUUGAAUGCUUGCAGCUGCUGGAUGGACUGGAUGGAUUGCUAUUUCUGGAGAAACUCUUUUUAGACCACAACAGUAUAAAAGAAAUUGAGCCUUCUUCGUUUGCUGGACUAUACAAUCUCAAGGUGCUACAUAUGAGCGACAAUGUACUGCGUGCGCUUAGUCACAUGGAGCAUCUAACAUCUCUCGAAACUUUGGACUUGGCUUCUAACUACCUAACAUCUAAUAGGCUUGGUGGACUUUCAAGCAUCGACUGCUUGACUCGCAUGCCAAACCUUGUGGACCUGUCCUUGGCAAACAAUCCGUUCCAGGACGAACGCGAAGAAGCAGAUAUAUUCUCGACUGGAAAUAACAAGGAGUCCUUUCCAGUUUUAGAUGGAAGUGGCUUAGUAGAUGUUACGGCCAUACCAGGUAAGGUUCCUUUAAAAGUAACAGCCAUAAACUUUGAAAAUAUGUGCGGUCCUCCAACUUCUCCAAGACAUGGAAAUGGCUCCCUCAAUUGCUCUACUCUCGGCAGCAUUUUCAACUCUGGCAGUACUAUAUCUGCUUCCAAGCCUCAAAUGUUGCCAGCUGUCAACAACUCACUUGGACAGCGGUUUUGGGAGUCAUCAGAAACAAGACAUAUUAUCCAGAAGAAUGAGUUGUCUCCGUGUAGAGGAAGAGGGUCCAAAGUGGAUACUAGCAAGGUGAUUGUGGUACCUAUGCUAUUGAUGAAGAAUCUUAAGAAUGUAAGAGACAGAACCGUGUUUGACAGCUUAAAGUAG
Messenger RNA from Selaginella moellendorffii, 2160 nucleotides. Its product is annotated as leucine-rich repeat-containing protein 9. The transcript has 7 exons. The record is from RefSeq and is a predicted model, not a curated record. Bases 1 to 2160 code for a protein of 719 amino acids. Gene Ontology annotation, molecular function: protein binding. Lineage: Eukaryota; Viridiplantae; Streptophyta; Lycopodiopsida; Selaginellales; Selaginellaceae.